AACAUUGUGGUCAGUCUGGAGGCACCAUUUAACAUUAUGGUCAGUCUGGAGGCACCCUUUAACAUUGUGGUCAGUCUCGAGGCACCCUCUAACAUUAUGGUCAGUCUCGAGGCACCCUCUAACAUUAUGGUCAGUCUGGAGGCACCCUUUAACAUUAUGGUCAGUCUGGAGGCCCCUCUAACAUUAUGGUCAGUCUGGAGGCACCCUUUAACAUUGUGGUCAGUCUCGAGGCACCCUCUAACAUUGUGAUCAGUCUGGAGGCACCCUUUAACAUUAUGGUCAGUCUGGAGGCACCCUUUAACAUUAUGGUCAGUCUGGAGGCACCCUCUAACAUUAAGGUCAGUCUCGAGGCACCCUUUAACAUUAUGGUCAGUCUCGAGGCACCCUUUAACAUUAUGGACAGUCUUGAGGCACCCUCUAACAUUGUGGUCAGUCUCAAGGCACCCUUUAAUAUUAUGGUCAGUCUGGAGGCACCCUCUAACAUUAUGGUCAGUCUCGAGGCACCCUCUAACAUUAUGGUCAGUCUGGAGGCACCCUUUAACAUUAUGGUCAGUCUGGAGGCACCCUCUAACAUUAUGGUCAGUCUCGAGGCACCCUUUAACAUUAUGGUCAGUCUGGAGGCACCCUUUAACAUUGUGGUCAGUCUGGAGGCACCCUCUAACAUUAUGAACAGUCUGGAGGCACCCUUUAACAUUAUGGUCAGU
This is a messenger RNA of Staurois parvus, 704 nucleotides long. The record is from the annotation of a GenBank genome assembly. Lineage: Eukaryota; Metazoa; Chordata; Amphibia; Anura; Ranidae.